AUGGCCCAAAAAAACUGGGGUGGUCCCCACAGGUUUUUUGGGGCUGGUGGAGCCCCCAUUGGGGAGCAGCCCCCCCGAAGACCCCCCGGGGGAAAAAAACCUCCCCCGCGUGCCCGUGGCCGCCUUAGUGAAGUUCCGGUGCGUGUGCAAGGCGUGGCACGGCGCGCUGCGCUCCCGGACUUCCUGCGCGCCUACGCCGAGGCGCGCGCGCAGGGCCCCUGGUUCUUCAUGUUCACGGACGACGACUACCGGGACGGCUCCAGCUUCGACCCGCUGCUCAACACUUGGCACCACAUCCCGCUGCCGGCGCUGCCCCGGGACGAAACGUUCUUCCCAGCUGCGUCCGCGGGCGGGCUGAUCUGCUUCGGGUGCUACGCCGACGGGUGGAAGACGUUCGUGGUGUGCAAUCCCCUGACUCGGGUGUGGCGCCAGCUCCCUUCCAUGCUGAAUCCCCCCUUCCGGCUGCACACUGUCGGCAUGGUCGUCGACGCCGACACCACUUCCUACAAAGUCCUCGUCGCCGGCAAUUCCGACAUUUACGAGGUAUAUGAUUCAGCAACCAAUUGCUGGGAGAAGACAUGUAUAAUCCCACCAGGGUUUUACAGGUGGCACCAAGGCAUACUUUGCAAUGGGUUUCUAUAUUCCAAGCGUUUUGAGUUUGAUGGUUUGGUAGCAUAUGAUAUGGUGGAAGGUGUGUGGAGCAAAAUUCAAGCUCCCAUGCCUCAUGCCUUUGACUACCAUGCUUUGGUGGAGUGUCAAGGCCACAUUUACACUGUCGGUGGACAAAUGAAGAAUGAUGUCACUAAACAGAUUUGUAUUCUGCAGCUUGAAAGAACUUCUCUUCAAUGGAUUGAGGUGGAUUCCAUGCCAAAGAUUUUGUUUGAGGAGUUUUUGAAGGAUGGAGAAUCCUUUAGUUGUGCAGGAUAUAGUGAUCUUGUUAUGUUAUAUAUUCCUGGUGGAUUGAAAGAUAGGUUGGUUUUGUUGUAUGAUUUAAUUAAAAAACUCUGGAGGCGGUUGCCACAGUGCACUUUACCAGAGCAUUGCAUGCAAGAUGGACUUUUAGAUGGUAUUUCUUUUGAGCCUCGUUUGGAUGCUGUUGUUUGACACCCUGAAUUUUUUCAUGAAAAUCAAAACUCUUUGUGUCGUAAAUCAUGAAAAAUAUGGUGGGUGUUACAUUUCCAGAGUCAUUUUUGAAUAGAAUAUAUUACUGUAUAAAAAUGUUGAAUGAAAAUUAAUAUUCUAAGUCAAGAUUAUAUAA
Molecule: messenger RNA, 1258 nt
Organism: Physcomitrium patens
Lineage: Eukaryota; Viridiplantae; Streptophyta; Bryopsida; Funariales; Funariaceae
Product: F-box only protein 6
Molecular function (GO): protein binding
Source: RefSeq, a predicted model, not a curated record